AUGGAUCCAGCAUUAGAAUUCGAACAAUCGUUAAUUUCACGAAACCCAUCUUUGUUUGAGCCUGCACAUCGCGAAAACUCCGCGAUACAACGUUUCUAUGACGGUCGAGUUGUAUUUAUUACGGGUGGAUCUGGUUUUAUGGGGAAAUUGCUUAUCGAAAAAUUAUUCAGAACAUGCGAAAUAAAAAAAAUGUAUGUGAUGAUUCGACCCAAGAAAGAAACGAUGCCAAGUCAAAGGCUUGCGAAGACAUUUGGAGAUCCUGUGUUUGAUGGCUUGAAAAAAAUGCAACCGAACUUCAUUGAUAAAAUAGAAGCAAUCGAAGGAGAUAUUGCUGACAUACGAUUGGGUAUAAGUGAAAGCAACUGGAAGAAAUUAACCGAAGAAGUAGAUGUUAUUUUCCAUAUGGCAGCCGUAGUUAGAUUUGAUGCACCGUUGAAGUCGACUGUAUUGUCCAACGUUCGCGGUACUCGUGAGGCACUUCGUUUGGGAAAAUCUUGUAGAUCCCUACGUAGUUUUGUGUACGUCUCGACUGCUUACAGUCAUGCAACUCGAAGCCGCAUCGGAACUGAGAUAUCUGAUGAUUUUCAUGAAAGUCCAGCAUCCCCUGAUGCGCUUAUACAACUUGUUGAAAAUCUUGACGAAGACAAUCUUAAAGAAGUAACACCAGCUUUGUUAAAGGAUUGGCCUAAUACAUAUUCAUUUUCAAAAGCUGUCGCUGAAGAAAUGAUACGUAUAACUGAUGGAGACUUACCGAUUUGCGUCGUCAAACCAGCUAUAGUCAUUCCAACCAACCGUGAGCCGGUUCCAGGGUGGAUUGAUAUGAAUUGUGUCUUUGGCCCAAGUGGACUACUCAUUGGAAUGGGUUUGGGAUUCUUGCACGUAUUCUUUGCGGAUGUCAAUAUUAGAGUUAAUAUUGUACCUGGUGACAUCGCCACCAAUGCGGUGAUAGCGACGGGUUGGGAAACAGCGAGGCGGCAUGCUGCCGGCGACAAGGAGACCAAAGUGUACGCGGUUAGCAACGUAAGGAAUCCAGUUAAAUGGGGUACGAUUGGGGACUUUUUCCGUGGCGAUUCUAAGAAAUUUAUGUCUCCUUUAGUCACUUACUACCCGUGGGGCGUCGAGACUAAAUCGAAACUGAUGUUCUUUAUUUACUCAUGGCUCUUCCAUUUCAUACCUGCUUACAUUAUCGACGGAGUUUGUAUGUUGGCUGGAAAACCUAAAAGAUUCGUAAAACUCUACGAAAAAGUAUACAAAAUGACUACAGUAUUCAGUUACUUCAAUUGCAAUGAAUGGACAUUCAAUGACGAUAAUCUACGUGAUUUACAUUUAGAAAUGACUGAUGAUGAUAAGGAAAUCUUUAACGUUGACUUAACUGAUAUCAAUUGGUUGGAUCAAAUGAAUAUAUGGAUAAUUGGCUUGCGUAAAUAUAUCGUUAAGGACGGUCUUACUGGAACAAACUACGCCUUGAAGAAAUAUUUCUGGUUAAGAUUGGGUCAUUAUAUUUUAACUGCUCUUUGUCUAUAUUCCUUAUGGGAAGCUUCUACUUGGUUAUAUUCUUUAUUUAGCUCAUUUUUCUAGAUUAAAUUUAUG
Papilio polytes (common Mormon) is the source of this 1590-nucleotide messenger RNA. RefSeq names its product fatty acyl-CoA reductase 1-like. Gene Ontology annotation, cellular component: peroxisome. Bases 1 to 1578 code for a protein of 525 amino acids. Lineage: Eukaryota; Metazoa; Arthropoda; Insecta; Lepidoptera; Papilionidae. The transcript has 8 exons. Gene Ontology annotation, biological process: long-chain fatty-acyl-CoA metabolic process. The record is from RefSeq and is a predicted model, not a curated record. Gene Ontology annotation, molecular function: alcohol-forming very long-chain fatty acyl-CoA reductase (NADP+) activity.